This is a messenger RNA of Trichobilharzia szidati, 2559 nucleotides long. The record is from the annotation of a GenBank genome assembly. Lineage: Eukaryota; Metazoa; Platyhelminthes; Trematoda; Strigeidida; Schistosomatidae.
AUGGCCUGGGAAUGGCAAGUCUGUUUUUUCGAUCCUGAUAAGAUCUCCGACUUUUAUCUUCUCAUUCAAUGUCAUGAUCAUGGAACUCCAUCGUUGACUACCAAACAAACUGUACACGUUGAAAUUGUUGAAAAAAUCAAUGACAAUAGAGAAGGAGAAUUAAAAUUUUCCUAUUUGAAACUUUUAGGCAAUUUUAUUCGUAAUGAUGUCAAUUGCGAUCACUACUAUUAUUAUCAUAAUUAUUAUUCAAACAGCGCGUCACACUCAACACUUUCAGGAAUCUAUGCACUCGAUCAAUGGAGUACCGGUCAAUAUGUGAUCAGCGGGAAACAAGAAUCAUACAGUCAUUAUAAAGUGGAAUUUGUUUAUCCCUCUGAUUUGCACAGUACACACUUUCAAGCAGAAUCAAGCGUGUGUUUACUUCUUCUUCUUCAAAGAAAUAUCGCUGUAGGUCAAAAGUUGUUUACUGUUGUGGCAAAAGCUGCUGGAGGAGAAAAAGAAGAGAAUUUUCAAAUUAUUUAUGAAUUGAUUCAAGAGAUACCUGAUGGAAAUACCUUCGUUAUCGAUUCAAUAUCUGGUACAGUCCAACUGCGAAACAAUCAACCUCUACUAACCGACCAUCGGCCAGUUAAAAAACAAUUGAUAAUACAAGCUUCAAAAAUUGGCACCCUAUACGACUACUCAAAGCAUUUAAAUCAUAAAAUUCGAUUACUACUUAAUCUGACAAUCAGUAGUAGUAGUAGUAGCGAUAACCAGCCAAAAGAAACCUCUACAACUUCAUUGUCAGUUCACCCGAAAACUAACAGUCGAAUUUACCUGAGAAGAGUAUUCACUAACAACUCAUUUACUGUCUAUUCAAAUCAUACCUAUGAAUUUUAUACUCCAGAAUCUAUCUCACCAGGAACUCCUGUGCUACUGAAUACCAUAGUUUACUGUGUCAAUCCUUUUAACAAUAUUUCUGAAGCCAGCGACCAUUUGGAUAAGCGGUGUGAACUAAAACUAAUUGAAAUCGACUCCACACCCCUGUUAUCCAACGCGAAAAAUUUCUAUCUAUCACCCACUAAAUUCUUAUGUGACAGCUACUCGAACAAGGAAUGCACAGGGUAUACAAUCUUAACAAAUCAUCCACUUGAUCGUGAGCGACAAGAUCGACACAUUUUCACAUUAACAACGUCAUCAACUAAUAGGGAUCUCAGUUUCUCAAAACCUGCCGAGAAUUCAGUGAAAAUAAUACUUCAUGUGCAAGAUGUGAAUGACAAUCCGCCAACCUUGAAAGAACCUUUCUAUUCUACGAGAAUUUUAACACCUCCAGUUAAAAGUAUUAUCACCGAUAGAAUGACGUUUAAUCCCCCAUAUUACAUAACCAAUGUAUCUAUAUCAUAUAAAGUACCACAAGGUUAUGUAAUUAUUCAAAUGAAUGCAGAAGAUAAAGAUGCUGGCGAGAAUGCAAGGCUCAGUUAUACACUACAUCAUAUGCAGUCAUUUCCAGAGACUGCUUAUGAAAGCAAUAGUCAAAGAUGGCAGGUGAAAUCUUUUAUCGUGUUGAAUUCGCAUACGGGAGUUUUGAGUACAACAAGGCAAUUAUUGUUGAGUGAUGUAGGAAGAUAUAUUCUAUUCAUAACAGUUCAAGAUCAUGGGAAACCUCAACCACUUAGCACAAAUUCUGUUAUAUACCUCAAUAUAUUACCUAUGGAAAUAUACCAGAGACCAGUGAAUGAUUUACCUGAUUCUCUGUCAGGAAGUCAUACUUUACCCUCAUCCUCCGUGCAUUCUUCAUCCUCUUCUUCUGCAUCAAUUCAUCAAUUCAACACAGAUGAAUAUGAUUCAGAGGGAUUAGGCGCCAAUCACCUCCUUCAUUUAUCAUCACAACCUUCAGAAUCUCUAAAAGAGCGAAAUCCAUUAUUAUGGCCUACGACAAUUGGUAUUGUCUCGACAAUUUUCCUUCUAAUUAUCACCAUAAUUGUUAUCGUUAUUCUAUAUCGUAUGAAAUCGAAAUCUACAAGCGCCCAACAGGAGGAAGUAAAACUUGAAGACGUCAAUAACGCUAUGACCUACAAUUUAGAUAUCAGUCCAUUGUCCGUAGAACAAAACAACACAACCUACUUACCUCAAUAUGAAAAAGACAUUUUAUUGCAUUAUAUGGAUCGAAGUAAAUGUAACAGUCCAAAUGGAUCCAUUCCAGCAGGUUAUAUUCAUCCAAAUUUAAGCAGUGCAGCGUCACUGAACAUGUAUUAUCCUAAUGCGUCACAUGGAUAUGAUACAAACUCUUUCAAUGAGUUAACUAAUCCGAAUCUUCGAUAUCAACACUUAAGCGCAAAUGAAUCAAUACAAGAUGGAAUCAGUGCGUCAAUACACUAUUCACCGAUCAGUCAUCCUUUUGUACAUAAUAUUUCUACAGCUUAUGUAACAGAGAAUCGUUAUCCAACUUUAGCGCCAACUACAGAAUCAAUUUAAUCAAAACAAGAUUGUUAUUAUUAUUAUUGUUAUUAUUACUAUUGUUAUUACCAUGAUUAGAAUUAUUCCCAACCUCAUUAAAAAUUCUCAGAUUAUAAAUUUAUC